This is a messenger RNA of Heterostelium album PN500, 531 nucleotides long. RefSeq lists its product as uncharacterized. Lineage: Eukaryota; Evosea; Eumycetozoa; Acytosteliales; Acytosteliaceae. The coding region runs from base 1 to 531 and encodes 176 amino acids. The record is from RefSeq and is a predicted model, not a curated record. The transcript is spliced from 8 exons.
AUGUCUCAUAUUACGGAUGACACAAUUCCCAUCUUCAAUGAAGACACUAUUGGACUUGGUGACAAGAGUUACAAAAACAAGGCAACACAUAGUUCUACUACUUUAAUAUUCAUUUAUAUAUAUAUAUAUCUCAGUUUAACUCACCAAAAACCAUCGAUUCCAACAAUUCAUUUCAAUACUAUUCAUACCUAUUCAGCUGAACGAUCAAAACCAAACAAAUCUGUAGUAGGCGGAGUAGUUGGUAGCAUUGUUAUUGCUACUACUACUGCUGAUGUGAAUGAUAGUGAUGUUGUUGUUAAAAUUGAUGGUAGUAUUAGUAAUCAAUUGCUACUACAAAAAAUCUACACAACUCUGUCUGAAUUUACUUUCCACUUUGAAUAUUUUAAAAGUCGUAGUUUAAUAUUGUCAAUGUUGACAUUUAGUAGUUUUAAUCAAUCUAUAUACUGUACUACUUCUUACUCUCCAAAUUCUGCAUCAUCAUUGUUAACAACAGCGUGUGGAACAACAUCAAGCAAAUCAACUAUUAAUUAA